AUGGCUCCAACCGAUGGCCGACCCGGCCAGCCCUUCGACUUCGGUGCCUUUCUCCUCCGCCAUCUCCCAUUCUCCUCAUCGACGACCCCUCUCCAAGCCCUGACCUACCUCUUGGGCAUCUGCCUCUUCAGCAUUUCCUUCCUCGUCUUCCUCAACAGCAGCGUCUCCUUUGUCAUCACCGACUUGAUCGGCGUCAAGCAUGGCGUCGGUGACAUCGUCGGUACCCUCGGCUUCGUUGAUGAAAUUGUCGCCUUGAUCGCCUGCCCUAUCUGGGGUCUGGUGUCUGAUCGUGUCGGGGUAAGACAUGUUGCCGUCACUGGCUAUGCAAUUAUUGGACUCUCGCUGCUAGUGUUUGUUCAGGCAACGAAUGUAUACCCGCAGUUGCUAUUGGCGAGGAUCCUCUUUGCUGUUGGAGCUACCGCUGCGGCGACCAUGGUUACGGCAAUCCUCCCUUCGUUGUCCGACGAGACUCAGGCGCAAACAGAUGUUGUCGAGAACCCCCCUCUGAACCCAAGGCAUAGCAUAACACCGUCAGUGGCUUCUGAGGUUACCAUUACCCCUGAUCGGUUCCGCGAUCACAGCACCUCCGAAGCUGGCUUCAGAUUUGAUGGCACCCAAGGGAAACCCGAAGGACGUGGGAAGCCGUCCGCGCUGGCUGGCUACGUAGGGCUCUUCACAGGGUGCGGUGCCCUCGUCGCUCUUUCGCUCUUCCUCCCUCUACCGGCACGGUUUGGACACAUCGAAGGCGUCACUGUUGGUCAAGCCGUCCAGUACAGUUACUACGUCGUCGGCCUCGUCUCCUUCCUCGUCGCCAUCUUCGUCUUCUUCGGUCUCCGCGGCAUCAAGGGUGAAGAAGGCAAAGGAUUCCGGACCCUCUUCGGACUCAAGCGCCGAACCGACGACCACUCAGCACCUUACUCCUCCAAACAAGUCUACCCCUACCUGCACCUCCUCCGCGACUCCAUCCGGCUCGGCCUCACCGACUCCGACAUCGCCCUCGGCUACCUAGGCGGCUUCGUUGCCCGCGCCUCCACCGUCGCAAUCUCGCUCUUCAUGCCCCUCUUCAUCAACGCCUUCUUCAUCCGCAACGGCUUCUGCCAAGGCUCGCCCAACGACCCUUCCCCAGAGCUGAAAAAGGAAUGCCGCCAGGCUUACAUCCUCUCCUCUAUCCUCACGGGCGUCGCCCAACUAAUGGGUCUCCUCUGCGCUCCUCUUUUUGGCUACCUCUCUAGCCGCAAGUUCACCAAGCAGAACAAAGUCAACUACCCUAUUAUCGUAGCUACCACCUUCGGCAUCGCCGGCUACAUUGCCUUCCCUCAACUUAAAAGCCCCGAGUAUAAAGACAAGGAUGGGCGGGGCGGCAGUCCUGUCGUCUUCUUCCUCGCUGCACUUAUCGGCAUUAGCCAAAUCGGCGCCAUUGUCUGCAGCUUGGGCUCGCUAGGACGAGGCGUGCUGAAGGUGGACGUAGUCAACGUGAUCACGCAUCCGCACCGCGUUGACAGGGACAGCGAAGUAGCUACUGUAACUGAACCGGCUGAUGGCCGGAACGAGACGGCACCCCUUUUAGAAAAUCCAGGAGCUUUGCCGGAGGAUACGGUGUCGAGAGUAAGGCUGAAGGGGUCCGUGGCGGGAGUCUACUCGUGGUGCGGAGGCGCGGCCAUCUUGUUAUUGACGAAGGCGGGCGGGUACGGGUUCGAUGUGUGGAGCACGGGGACGCCGUUCUAUAUGAUGGCUGGGUUCAAUGUAGUUUGGUUGGUGGUUAGUUUGGGGAUUGAUGCGGGAAGGUUUGGGUUUAAGAGGAAGAGGGGGGGAGUAGUGAUCUAUGGGCAUCAGGUGCCGAGUGGCUUUUGAGUGUUUUGGUGGUUGUAAGGUUGUGUGAUCCAGGUGGGCGAGGAUAGGGGGAGGGUGGAAGUCGUUGAUGAUGGUUAUGAUGUAUGCUUAUUGCCGCGAAUAUGAAUUAUUUAUGCG
Neurospora tetrasperma FGSC 2508 is the source of this 1968-nucleotide messenger RNA. RefSeq lists its product as uncharacterized. Gene Ontology annotation, molecular function: transmembrane transporter activity. The transcript has 2 exons. Gene Ontology annotation, biological process: transmembrane transport. The record is from RefSeq and is a predicted model, not a curated record. Bases 1 to 1851 code for a protein of 616 amino acids. Lineage: Eukaryota; Fungi; Ascomycota; Sordariomycetes; Sordariales; Sordariaceae.